AUGAGCAUUCCUCUGUUUCGUCCCAGCUCCGUUCGCCAAGGGCAGUUUUUGAUAGCUGCGAUACCACAGGAGCUCGUUACCGAGGAUGACAUGAAAACACUCCAUCCAAUCCUGGAGCAAAUCACCUGGUCUGCGAACGUUGCCUUCGAAGGAGAGCACCCCUCCAACCGAUACGAUGGCGGGCCGCUUUGUGCCUCGAAGCAAAAAGUGGCCGGCACGCCGCUGGCCGCAGGACGCCGCUUCUGCUGCAGCGAAAUUAAGGGGGACUGGAAGUGGUCGGAGAAGGUGCUUCGUCUGAUGACCCUGGUAUCCUUGGGCUAUUUCUUGGAUCCUGCAGUGCUGGAUGUGCAGCAGCGGCUGGACGUGGCAUUUUCAAGAUUCAAGGAAUGGAGAUGUCGCCACCGAAUCCCGUGUUCUCAGAAGCGCGUCAAUGUCAGCUUGAUUGUCAAGAAAGUUCACGGCCAUGAUAUGACCGCCAAGGCAUACAAUGGAAGAGUGAUACUAGAAUGGCUCUCGGAUGUAACAAGAGAGGUGGUGGAGGAGGGUCGGCUGCAAGACCCUCGUUUGCCCCUCCUGGCCGUGGCAAUGAAACUUCCACAGCUAUAUCCCUAUUAG
Messenger RNA from Symbiodinium necroappetens, 615 nucleotides. The record is from the annotation of a GenBank genome assembly. NCBI's taxonomy places the organism in Eukaryota, Dinophyceae, Suessiales, Symbiodiniaceae.